CAUGGGUGUCAAGUUGGAACUGCACUUUCUUAAAAAUGUCUUAAAAAUAUUUCUACAAUAGACUUUUUCAAUAGUUCUUGAAAAGUUCUAUAGUUCCCGGUCUCGUUCUAAGGCUUGCUUUGGGAACCCGGGAUGAGUAGCGGAGAACCUCUGCCCGCCAAGCUACAAGUUCGUGUUCACGUUUAACUCGGCUACGACGGGAUUUGCUUUGUCGACGGUCUCCGUCGUCAACGUCGUGUCCUUCCAUCGUCUCGAUGAUCACAAUUUCCUACUUGGAGACUCGUCUUUACGAUUUAGCGCCAUGAUUUUGGUAUCACCUAAAACCGUAGCGUUGUGCAUCUCCCUACUCAUCUCUGAUCGUUAUAUGUAUGUUGUACUCCCUAGAUAAAUUGCACUAUCAGUGAUUCUUCGUAUCCAUGGUAACGGGACGACGCCAAAAGUCAAAACAGUUUGAGCUGUCAUUAAUAUUUUGAAGCAAAUAUCAAGAUGCGUUUUAAGAUAUCACUAAGAAAUAGUAAUGGACAUACACGUCUUGUGACUUGUGUUGCUUGGAAUUUUACAGAGGAACUUUAUUCCUGCGGGGAGGAUCAUUUAUUAAUAUGCUGGCACCUGGAAGGUGGAACAGCUCAUUCUAAUAUAAUAUCUAAAUUUCCUGAAGAUUUUUAUCCUACUGAUAUGCAAUGGCAUCCACGUCCUGUGCAGUCUGCUGGUGUUACGUCCACUAAGAAACAGUCCUUUGACGUACUUCUAAUUACUACAGCUGAUGGAAAAUUUCAUCUAGUGAAUAAGACUGGUCGUAUAGAAAAAGCUGUAGAGGCACACAAGGGAGCUACGCUGUGUGGUAAAUGGAGUCACGAUGGUUCUGCUUUGCUUACAAGUGGCGAGGAUGGUCUAGUAAAAAUAUGGUCUCGGAGUGGUAUGUUAAGAUCAACUGUACUCAGAGGAAAUCAUCCAGUUCUUACUUCAAAUUGGAGUCCUGAUUGCUCGAGUGUUUUAUACUCCCAAGGCGCUCAUUUGACAAUACAGUCUCUCAAUACAAAUUCUAAGCCUCGCAAGUGGCUCGCACAUGAUGGUCUCAUACUUGUUUCAUCUUGGAACCAUAGUAACGGACUGAUUAUCACUGGUGCCGAGGACUGUCGUUUCAAGGUCUGGGAUCAAACUGGCAAUCAGUUGUACUGUAGCAAUACCGGUGACUAUCCAGUGACUGCGAUCAGUUGGUGCUUCUCUGGCAAUUACUUUGCAGUUGGUUCCUUUAACACUAUCAGACUCUGUGAUAAAACCGGGUGGUCACAUUCCUUAGAAAAAGUGAAUACAGGCAGUAUCUUUGGUAUCGCCUGGUCUAACGAUAGUACACAAGUAGCAAUGGCUUGCGGAAGCGGCACCAUCCUUACCGCACACAUAAUCGAUAGGCGUUUAGAAUGGAACAAUUACGAAGCUACGCUGGUACGUCGCAAAACGAUUGAAGUCAGAGAAGUGGGUAGUGACAGACACGAGACACUCGAAAUAUCAGAUCGAGUGGUGCAGCUAGAAUUUGGCUUUGAUCAUCUGGUAGUAAUUACCCCAACCCAGUGUCACGUUUACUCAACAAAUAAUUGGAACACGCCUGCCAUAUUUGAUCUUAAGAACGGUUCAGUGUCUGCAGUUAUUCUAGCGGAAAAGCACUUUCUUCUGGUGGAAUGGAAUGUCGUUACACUGUACAGUUACCAGGGUCGUUUAUUAACUGUUCCAAAAUGGAAAGGGAUGACUCAGGAACCUCUUUAUCCUCCUUGCAUAUCAUUAUGCUCAGAUUCACUGGUUAUUCGCGAUCAGAGCAACGAGAACUUAUUACACGUACUAGAAGUUUCCAGUAACAAACCGGUCUCCGAGGGGCAGCCACACUCGCAUCUGCAGAAGGUGACACAACUGGCAUUAAAUCACGUAGGAGACGUUACCAACAGACAGUUGGCACUCAUAGACGUAAACCGGGAUUUGUUCUUAGCUUCCAUCCGUGCCAGUGGCUUCGGACGACUUUGUAAAAUAGCCGUGAUGGCGCAGAGCAUCUCCUGGGCGACUGACGCAAACGUAUUGGCUGCAAUGCUAGACGCGACAUUGUCUGUCUGGUUGUGUCCCAAUUGCGUUCACUACAGUGAUCGCAAAGUGAUCCGCAAGACUCGUAUAGACAAAGAGAACAGCGAGUAUGGAAAGCAGCCUAGUAUCGCAAGUGUACAAAAUGGCUUGGUAACAGUGAGACGCGGCGAUGGAGCACUGGUGUCCACAUCCUUUUAUACUUUUUUCACGAGUUUACAUCAGCACGUGAUAAAUAACAGAUGGAACGAAGCUCUAUCGUUAUGCCGAAUAGCGCAGAAUGAAAUUCUUUGGACUUGCAUGGCUGUGAUGGCAACCGAUACUAAAGAACUGAUAGUGGCUGAGGAGGCUUACGCAGCAAUCGAUAGAUUCGAUAAGGUCGAUUACAUCCGUUACAUUAAAAAGAUGUCUAACAAAGUUGAGAAGCUUGCUGGAAUGGCACUGUUAGCCGGGGACUUGUUAGCCGCGGAAGGAAUUCUUUUGCAGAACGGCCUCGUUUCCGAGGCCAUAAAAAUUAACAUUGAAACAUACAAUUGGACAAGAGCACUGGAGCUAGCAAUUAGGCAUAAAAGAAUGCUGGAGGAAGUGCUGGAGGCGAGACGGAAGUAUUUGGUGAUUAUUGAUAAGAAGGAGACUAAUCAAAAUUUUUUAGCGUUUGCCGGGCAUUCGUCAAAAGUACAAGAGAGCCAAGAUACUGCAACCAGAGAGACAGAGAAAUCUGAUAACGAGAGAGAGAAGCUGUCAACGCCGUUGGAAUUAUAAAGAAUCAUAUGAAUGAAUAUUUUAUUAAUAUAAAACAUUUUCAUACUAUGCUCGAAGCAAAACCUGUAUAAAGUAAUAAUAUAUGGUUGGAGUAUUUUCUAUGCGCGACACAGACCGUGAUCGGAUGAAUUCGAUAUUAAAGUACAAGUGCCUUGAACGUCAGAGAAAGAAAUCCAACGAGGAAAAUAGUGAGAAUAAUAAAUAUAAGGACUUUACGUAUCUGCCAAGUGGUCGUCUUGACAGCAGGCCUGUACCUAGACGUGAGUGCGCCCUGAAAUAAAUAU
This is a messenger RNA of Cephus cinctus (wheat stem sawfly), 3110 nucleotides long. RefSeq names its product intraflagellar transport protein 80 homolog (gene Oseg5). Gene Ontology annotation, biological process: cilium assembly. Gene Ontology annotation, molecular function: protein binding. The record is from RefSeq and is a predicted model, not a curated record. The coding region runs from base 487 to 2826 and encodes 779 amino acids. Lineage: Eukaryota; Metazoa; Arthropoda; Insecta; Hymenoptera; Cephidae. Gene Ontology annotation, cellular component: centrosome; intraciliary transport particle B; cilium. The transcript is spliced from 13 exons.